Messenger RNA from Blastomyces gilchristii SLH14081, 3005 nucleotides. RefSeq names its product RINT-1 family protein. The transcript has 5 exons. The record is from RefSeq and is a predicted model, not a curated record. NCBI's taxonomy places the organism in Eukaryota, Fungi, Ascomycota, Eurotiomycetes, Onygenales, Ajellomycetaceae. The coding region runs from base 105 to 2576 and encodes 823 amino acids. Gene Ontology annotation, cellular component: Dsl1/NZR complex. Gene Ontology annotation, biological process: retrograde vesicle-mediated transport, Golgi to endoplasmic reticulum; regulation of ER to Golgi vesicle-mediated transport; endoplasmic reticulum to Golgi vesicle-mediated transport.
CUUAACUUGCUUGCGGCCACUUGGAGCUUGGUUGUUUUGGCUCUCCAGAUACAACCGUUCAACUUCAAUUUACCUAACAUCUCGCUAUAAUUCGGAUUGCAGCCAUGGCGGAAGAACUGAUACGGCAUAAUUUUCUGGAGUCAGUCCGGGUUGAGGAUUAUUUGAAUGAUAUGAUCCAAACCGGACAGGACUUACGCAACUUAGAUACCAUCCUUCAGAAUUUACAGACCCAGCAGGAACUUCAAAGAAAACAACUUCGUGAAGCGAAAAAUAUCCUUGCCCAUGCCACCGCAGCGUCAAAGGAGCAUAGCGAAAGUGUGCGCAAACAGGCGACUGCCUUCAAGCAGCAACAGCAGAAUUUGGAUAAACGACUCAUGAUGGUAACCAAGUCAGAUACCAGUGAGCAAGCGGCUAAAUCAUUCGAAAUGAGUAUGGAACGUCUUCGCAGGUUAGAAAUUGCGAAGGGGUAUAUGGGCACAUUGUGUGAAGUAGACGGGCUCAGCAAGGAAACUCUUAAUUUACUUGCAACAUCGCCUCGCCUAGCACUGCGACCUUAUACACGAUUACGAAACAUCUCGUCUGGCCUCAAGUUGGCCCAGCCUGCAGCGGAAGGAGCAGCGCCUCACAUAGUCUCCUACACUUCGCAAAUAGCGAAAAACCUACGAGAUCAAAUGACCAAAGUACUAGAUGACAACCUGGAAACUGUCCUCACGAAAAUGAAAUGGCCGGGUAACGAGCUCAAUACUUCGGAUGACCUGAUCAAUGAGUGGUCGGAUGCGGUUGAAUUAUUACUGGAGCUACAAGCGCCGGAACUAGAGAAUAGCGCAUUAGUUACUAGCCCUGAGUCUGCCCGUCGAUGGGAACCUCCUGUUCUUCUCCCUCUCGUGGUGAUGGCCCGUCCGCUUGAGCUCCGGUUUAAAUACCACUUCAGUGGUGAUAGGUCGACAAAUAGAUUAGACAAGCCUGAAUACUUUUUGUCCCACGUUAUCGACCUCAUCAACACACAUAGCGACUUUUUUGCAAUAUAUCUACAGCCGAUACUCGACAGACGAGCUGAACUUGUUGACUACAAUCUCCGUUGGUCAUAUUCUGAUGCAGUGUCAUCCUUCAUUACCUCUCUUUUCCCGAUGUUACGCCAAAAGAUGAGCUCUAUUCUUCCCAGAAUUGCUGAUCAUCCCCAGCUUCUAAGCCAUUUUAUUCAUGAAUUAAUGAGUUUUGAUACCGAAAUCCGAGACGUGUGGGAUUAUUCCCAGGACAGAUAUUCGUCAGAGACCUGGAAAGGAUUAACUUGGGAGGCUCUUGUUAAACAAGGCUGGUUCAACCACUGGCUGAAAGUGGAGAAAGAUUUUGCAUUGUCACGCUAUCAGGAUAUCAUCGAAAGUGCAGACAGCGGAGAAAUAGAUUAUUACUGCGUUGAGCCAUCGGCCACAAAGCCGACCAAAGCUGCGAUUCGGGUCAAUGAUCUUCUUGAAACAAUAACGGAGCGGUACCGUCCUUUAUCGUCUUUCAGCCAGAAGCUGCGCUUUCUCAUUGACAUUCAAAUCACUAUUUUUGAUCAGUUUCAUGAGAGGCUACGAUCAGGACUAGAGGCAUAUCUUGCGAUGACAUCUACAAUUGGCCGCACGGUCCAAGGCUCCACGGGUGCGGAUGCUAACCUUGAAGGCGUGGCUGGUCUGGAGCGGCUUUGUAGAGUGUAUGGGAGCGCAGAAUAUCUGGAACGGAAAAUGCAGGAUUGGAGCGACGAUGUAUUUUUCUUGGAACUCUGGUCCGAACUUCAAGAGCGCAUCAAGCAAAACAGUCGUACAGGAAGACCCGUGGCAGGACCAAUGAGUGUUUCUGAUGUUGCUGCCCGGACUUCGUCCGCUGUGGCGAACCACAAUGAAGACGGGGGAAACCCAACUGAAGGGGCUCUUUUUGACGAAACGGCAUCCGCUUAUCGCGGGCUAAAAACGAGAUCAGAGUCAAUCAUAAUCUCGGUUUUGAUAUCAAGUGCCCAGUCAGCGCUUCGAGGAUACACUCGGAUAUCGACUUGGUCUUCACUUUCACCUCCAACGAAUCCCAGCGGCCAGUUCUCACAUCCAUCUAUCGAAUUGGCCACAAUACUUAGAGAGCUCCCUACCGAGAUCUCGUUCCUCCAUCGGCUACUAGCGAUGGCUCCACUACAGCGAAUCACUCGCCAACUCCUUCUCUCCAUACAGUCAUAUAUAUGGGACAACGUAUUAAUGAGAAAUACCUUUUCGACAACUGGUGCAUCCCAAUUUGCUGCUGAUGUCGAUAAUAUCUGCAAAGUCGUUGAUGUUGCGACAGAGGACGGAAUGGGGUCCAGAAACGUGAUGCGGAAACUCGAAGACGGUUUGCUACUUCUCAAUUUAAAAAUUAAGCCUACACAGAAAGAUCACGGUGCCUCUACUGGCGCUGGGGAUAAAACACCUAAUCUAUCACUGUGGGAGGCUGAAAAGAGAAUUUUUGCGAGUAACGAAAGUGCGAGAUCAUUGUUGGCCGAAUUGAACAUUGAAACUUUGACGGAGGCGGAGGCGAGGGCAGUGUUGGAGCGGAGAGUAGAAGUACGAUGUUGAGAUGAUCACCCCUGAAGUUGCCUCCAUAUCCUGUUUAAGGGAAACAUAUCUCAUGAGCGGCUUUCGUGCAUCUCUAAAUUUACUUCGCUCCUUUGAUCUAAACAUUAAUUCCUACCCAAUGUAUUAGCUCACACUUCUGUACUCGAUACCCGAAAUUGAAUUUGAUAGCAGCAUCCUAGCACGAGAUGUCAUUCAAUGUUGAUAUAAAGGACUUGUAAUAGCUCAAGGCUCCAUGCUCAGCCCACAGAGGCAGAUAUCAUAUCAAUAAAAUAAGAUAGAUUUUAUCUUUUUUUUUCUCUAUAGGUAUGUAUGGUACAUUUAUGUACAUCAUAAUCCAGGUGUAAUUCCAAGAUGAAAGGAUAGUCGAGUCAUGACGGCGCCUCCUUCAUCCAAUAAACAAACGUCUAUUCUGUAUCCACCAUCCAUAAC